Molecule: messenger RNA, 537 nt
Organism: Drosophila melanogaster (fruit fly)
Lineage: Eukaryota; Metazoa; Arthropoda; Insecta; Diptera; Drosophilidae
Exons: 4
Coding region: 1-537 (178 amino acids)
Source: RefSeq, marked reviewed
AUGUUUUCUCCUGUUCGUCUGGUUCAACUUAGUAUUUUUUUGUAUUCAUUUCACCAAGCUGUGUGCAAAGUGGAGUUUGCGAAUAUUAAGUGCGUUACCUUGGAUCCAGAGUUCGCCGACUUUGACUAUUGCUAUCUAAAGGCGGUUAGUCGCACAUACAAGUACCUUUCCCUUAGAGUCAAAUUGCUAGAGACGCCCAUUACCAAAAUAAAAAUCAACGUAGCAAUAUUGCAGAGAUUGAAUGGCUACAAGCCAUUCCUGUAUAACGUUACAAUAGAUGCGUGCAAGUUUUAUAAAAACCAAAAAUCAAAUCCAAUUGCCCGUUACCUUUACAGUUUCUUCAAAGACUACUCUAAUAUAAAUCAUUCCUGCCCCUACGACCACGAUAUCAUUGUGGAAAAGCUUCCUAUAAGUCAUGUUAAUACGCAAGUAACAAAAGUUCUUCCAGUUCCCCAUGGGGACUAUCUAUUUCACUCGAACUGGUAUGCCUACGAUAUUAACCGUGCUAUUGUGGACGUAUACGCUACAAUAUCAUAA